This is a messenger RNA of Leptopilina heterotoma, 4386 nucleotides long. Its product is annotated as synaptic vesicle membrane protein VAT-1 homolog-like. The coding region runs from base 231 to 1649 and encodes 472 amino acids. Gene Ontology annotation, molecular function: oxidoreductase activity; zinc ion binding. The transcript has 8 exons. The record is from RefSeq and is a predicted model, not a curated record. Lineage: Eukaryota; Metazoa; Arthropoda; Insecta; Hymenoptera; Figitidae.
CGGCUUCUUGAAACUGAUAGAACGCGGCGGCAGAACGACGUUAGCUUUCGUCGUGUACAGUAUUGUGUUGUUGUUCCUAGUUUGUAGAAAUCAUUUUAAAACUUUUUUUAUUUCCCAUCUCUUAGUCUCUUCUCUGUUUUUUCCCAAUUCGCGUGGUAGUUUUUCACCUUUUUGGUUUUUAUUUGGCAACAAUCGUCCCCCGUAAAGGAGCAAAGGAAAGUUUUUGAAAUAUGGCCGAGGAUAAGAACGAAACGAGUCCUAACGCAGGGGGCGAGCAACCCGCGCAGGAAAUAACUCCGCCUGCCAAGGACGAGGCAAAAGAAAUCGUCAAGGAAACAAAGAAAAUUGAGGAAAAUGGCGAAGGUGAAAAACCUAAUGAGAAUGGUGAGGAAAAAUCGACACCAGAGCCCAAGGACAUGAAGGCCAUCGUACUCAACGGAUUUGGCGGACUUAAGAGCGUUAAGGUCCUCAAGAAGCCUGAGCCGACCCUGGCCGAGGGAGAGGUCCUCAUACGAGUCAAGGCAUGUGGAUUGAAUUUCCAAGAUUUAAUGGCAAGACAAGGAGCCAUUGAUUCUCCACCAAAAACUCCCUUCAUCUUGGGUUCCGAGUGCGCUGGAGAAAUAGAGCAAGUUGGCGAAGGAGUUGAGAACUUCAAAGUCGGAGACAGAGUUGUCGCUUUGCCAGACCACAAAGCAUGGGCCGAACUCGUUGCUGUACCGGCGACUUCCGUUUUUGCUUUACCAGCAGACAUGAGCUAUCUGGAUGCAGCAGCUAUCACCAUGAACUACACGGUGGCUUAUAUUUUACUUUUUGAGCUGGCAAACCUCACGCCUGGCAAAAGUUUACUUCUUCAUAGUGCUGGAGGCGGUGUCGGCCAAGCUGUUGUGCAACUCGCUAAAACUGUAAAGGAUGUCACCAUCUUUGGAGUUUGCAGCAAAGGAAAGCAUGAAAAUCUUAAGGAUACAGGAAUUGAUCAUCUUAUUGAACGUGGGGUUGAUUAUGUCAACGAAGUCAGAAAAAUUUCCAACGAGGGCGUCGACAUUGUUUUGGAUUGUCUAUGCGGUCAGGAAUGUAAUCAUGGUUACAAUCUAUUGAAACCAAUGGGAAGAUACAUUUUGUACGGAUCGAGCAAUAUUGUUACUGGAGAAACCAAAAGCAUUUUCUCGGCAGCCCGAUCCGUAAGCAAAUACUUUCAGUGGUGGCAAGUGGACAAAGUGUCACCCAUCAAGUUAUUCUACGAGAACAAGACAAUUUCCGGAUUCAAUUUGCGUCACUUGAUGUACCAAAGUGGAUGUCACGGAUUCGUACGAAAAGCUGUCAAUCAAGUCUUCCAAUUAUGGAAAGAUGGUAAAGUAAAGCCCGUUGUUGAUUCGACCUGGGCACUUGAGGAUGUUCCUGAGGCCAUGCAAAGGAUGCACGAUCGGAAGAAUGUGGGAAAAAUUGUUCUGGAUCCAAGCCAGGAGCCCAAGCCCAAGCCAGCGACGCCCGCUAAGAGCAAAACAAAGGACAAGAAGAACCAAAAUCAGGAAGAGAAGAAGGCCGCCAGUGUUGAUUCGGAAGAGAACGAGAAGAAAAAGGAGCCAGAAUUAACCAAUGGCACGUCGGAGGACAAAUCUGACAGCGAUUCCAAGGAGAAAGAAUCAAGCUGAAUUAAUAAAGCGUGAUGUAUCUGAAACAAGAAAAAGCUGGCGUUCCACAACAUCCGGGGAAAAAUAGCACAACAGAAGAUCCGAAUUUUUCCAAACGCAAUGAUUAAAACAAGAAAAAAAAGCUUAAUUUUACUAUUAAAAAAAAAGAAAAGAAAUGAUCUUCAUAAAGCACAGAUGAAUAGUUAUGUGUGAGUAUGUUGUAAAAUCCAUGCGAAGAUCCACAAUUUUUGUUUAGAUUGAUUUUGCAGAAAAUGCAAAUUUCUUACAUUUAAUUCGCCUUCAGUUUCCUUUUUUUAAUUUACUAUAAUACUAUUAUAAUAAUAUCUUCGACAACUCGAACGUGAUAUCAUUUUAGAAUUUAAACGAUAUUAGAAAGGAAACGACGCAUUUAUUUCCUUGUUUUUUACUUUAAGUUUAGUAUAGCGUCCUAUAUAUUUCUCUCUGUGACAUUCUGGACUAAUUCAGUGUGAAUAUUGCAAAGAGAACACAAUAGUCGAGAACGUCCUUUUACAUAAAAGAAAAUAAAUUACAAAACAAAAAGAACCAAAUUAUAAAAAAAACAAAAACAAAUUUCUUACGGUCUACAGUAGUUGAAAAAUUUUAGGAAAUAAACUUUUUUUUCAAUUUUCCAAUUUUGAAAGAAAAAAAAAAUAAUUUUCUAUUUCUAAUAGCUUCGAAUUCAAAAUAUAUUCUCCUAUUCUCUUAUUGCUAUACAAUAAAGUAACUCUUCCAUUAUGACUAAUGAAGAAGCGUAUUAGAAGUAUCGACAAGGCAAUCGAAAAUUCAUUCCAUAAAUUGUAAACUAAAAGGAAACAAUAGCAUUUAUCGAAAAUUCAACGAUUAUAAAAAAGGUUCAAUUUAGUUCCACGGAUUUUUUUUCUAUUCUUUCUUUUCUAUUUUUAUUAUUCUAGAAAAGAAUUUGUAGAAUUAAAAAAUUCGUGGUGUAUCUACUUGAAUAGAUAAAAUUUCUAAACGGCCUCAUAUAUAUUUUUUUUGUGCGAAUUUUCGAAACAAUAAUUCGUGCUUCUUGACGUAUUUGCCACAAGUUCUCCCCCUUCGCUUUUAGGUAUAAUUACCAACAUCCAACGAUUUUUGUACUUUACCUAACAGUAAAAUACUCGAGAUAUAUUUUUUAUAAUCAUUUUUCGUGAAGCCAAACAAAGAAACUGCCAAACUUGUUUUUACGAAAAAAAAAAUGAAUGAAAGAAGUUAUAACGAGCAUUUUCGUCAAGAGAACGAUUUUAAAACUACGAAAAGUAAUAUUAUGCAUAUCUCCAAAAGAAAACAAAGUGGAACAAUUUUUAUGUAGAUCCGAGUAUCCCAUUUGCCCCCCUCUCUCUCUAUUUUUCCCCCUGUUAAGAAAAAGAUUCAAUUUACAAGAAUUCUUUUUAUAUUCGGAAACAUUUAAAUAAAUAGCAAUUAGUUUUUCUCACAAAAAAAACUCUUGUCUGAAAUUUAGGAUAUAUUUUUUUAAACUUUCCGAAUGUGAAUAGAACUAGAUUCUUUUUCUUAAUCAGGGGUUUAAAAACAUUUGUAUCUCAGUGAAAAACUAUACAUGUAAUUAAAAGUAACAGGCAAAGAAUAUUUAUCGGCGUCUUGAAUUAAUCUCGCGUCGCAGCCCAAGCAUCAUGUUAUUUAAAAGAAGCGUCGAAGCGCAUAUUCGUAUUUAAAAUGAAAAAAACACAAAAAAAUGUGAAAACGUAUUAAUAACAAAAGAAAGGAAACAAGAUUUACAGAUUGCAUUUUUACACAUGCACAAUUUGAAUACAUGGAAAAAAAACUCACACAAACUCAGAUCACACGAACAUUGUAUAUUUUACGUAAGGCUUUAAAUGUUUCAUGAAAUAACUACCUAUUAUAUUAUAAUAUAUCUAUAUAUUUGUAAUGAGUAACGACCAUUUCUACUCUCAUUGAUUUGUCCCAUCUUUAUUUUUUUUUUAAAUAGUAAUUGUCUAAUUUUUCUGGACAAUUUAACGUAAUAAACAAAAAAAAAAAAAUUAAAAGAGUCAAGCAAUCUUCAUUUUUUUAAAAAAAGAAAAAAAAAGAAUCUAUUGUUUUUUAUAUUCUGAUCUACGUCUUAUUUUGCUUUUCGUAAAAAGAAAAAAUGGAAACCGAAAAAUGAUGAUGAUCUCGAGGAAGAUCAACAAAUGAAUUGAUUGCAUUUUAAUGAAAUCAUUUAAUGUAGGGCGACGUUGUCACGAACAAUUUUCAUUCAUUAAUUAUUUUUUUUAUAUUUUUUUAAUUAUUUGGAAUCAUCACUACACAUACUACAAUUAUAAUAUGCACUUUCCCCCUUUGUGAGAAAGAAAAAUCUAUAGCUAUUACAAUAUAAUUAUUUUUAAGGAGCCGAUUUACUCUACUUUUGCGAAUCAAAUUUUUUGAUUCGUAAAAUAUAAAAUGAAAGAAAAAAAAAAAAAAACGAUAAACUGUAAUAACGAUGAAGUAAUUAUGUGUAAAAUUGUAAAAUUUAUUGGAAGGAAAGUGAACGAAAAUACGUCAUCUUUUUCGACUUGUGAACACUUUUAACUCUAAAACAGAUGAGAAGUUAAUUGAGAAAAAAAAAUAAAAUAAAAAGUUUUGGCAUUCCAGAAAGGUGAUUUUUGUUGAGAGUAAAAAGUUUCGAAAUCGAACGCCUUUUCGCACACUUUCCUACGGCUUGAUAUAUAGAUUGUAUUUUUGGCUUAUUAUAAUUAAGACUGACUAUGUUGCUAUAUUAAAAGAUUGCUUCGAAAAUAAA